AGGUUCCAAUGUAUAUAUAUGCUUAUAUUUGAAUUCAACUAUUCUGUUUCAGAUUUAUCAUUGGUAAUUUGGCUAAAUUUACUUACAAAAUGUGGUCUUUUAUUGGUAAGAUAACUGUUGCUUACAUCAUCUUCAAGUUCCUUCUAUCUGUUUGCAAAGGCAUAUAUUCAUCACUUGUUGCACCUGUACUGCGACUUCAUAUCAACUUCCAGAAGACAGGAAAAUGGGCAGUUGUCACUGGAGCAACUGAUGGCAUUGGGAAAGCAUAUGCUUUUGAGUUGGCCAAACGAGGACUGGAUAUUGUGCUCAUCAGCAGAACCCCUUCCAAGUUAGAGGUCGUUGCUAAGGAAAUCAAAUCUUCAUACCCUGUGGAGACAAAGAUAAUAGCUGCUGACUACACUCGCUUGGACAUCUAUGAUGACAUUGCUAGGGAACUCAGAGGCUUGGACAUCGGUGUUCUGGUCAACAAUGUUGGCAUGAGCUACGACUAUCCUGAGUAUCUUGUUAAAGUGCCUGAUGCAGCCAACUACAUGACAUCCCUGGUGAACAUCAACGUGAUGUCAGUGGUUCGUAUGACCCUCAUCGUCCUGCCGGGGAUGGUGGAGAGGAAGAGAGGCGCCAUUGUUAACGUCUCUUCUCUGUCUGCCGCUGUGGCAGCUCCUCUCCUCACCGUCUACUCUGCUUCUAAGACGUUCGUUGAGAGCUUCAGCGCGGGGCUAGAGCGGGAGGUUCGUGACGCAGGCGUGACGGUGCAGUGUCUCCUGCCAGGCUUUGUGGUCUCCAAGCUGUCAAAAAUAAACCGUCCUAACUUCCAGGUACCGACGCCGGAAAAUUACGUGAAGCAAGCGAUCGGCACCUUGGGCGUCGAGUCCCGCACGGCUGGCUAUGCAGUCCACAAAAUCAUCGUGUACCUGGUGGAGCGUCUGCCCACGGCGUUCAUCCAGCUGAUGGUGACCAAGGAGCUGCAGGGCAUCAGAAGCAAGGUCCUCAAGCGCCGCGAGCGAGAAGCUAAACAAAACUAGACGCUCCGCAGACUUGCUGGGAGACUGCGCUUGCCGUCCUCUGCUGCCUGCAGAUGUCUUGUGGGCUACAAAAGAAAUAAUAUUCGGGUGGCUUCUGGUAGAUUUGAUUAGAUAAAAAUCAGCCGACCCUGGUGUGUGGAGGAGUUUGUUGUUUGUUUCUUUAAUUUAUAUUUUCAUACGUAUCUUGUACCAUUUUUGUUACAUCUUUUUUAGAGUUGAGGUAGAGUUGACCAACACUUCGAGGGCUGUUAUUUCUCUCUGGAAUUCUUCUGGAAUCUUAUAAUUUAUUAUAAAAUUCUUUUCAAUGCCGGGACCAGUGACAUAUUUUUCUACAAUUCUCAGAAUAGAAAGACGGAUAAAGUCACAAAUUUAUACUUUCACGAGAUCUGGCUCAAAGAACUUAGUAAGCCAUUGAGUGUUAUGAGCAACCAUAGUUAUCUUUAAUUCGGGUUGGUUUCUGUGUU
Messenger RNA from Hyalella azteca, 1486 nucleotides. It is a transcript of the gene spidey, whose product is annotated as very-long-chain 3-oxoacyl-CoA reductase. Gene Ontology annotation, molecular function: oxidoreductase activity. The record is from RefSeq and is a predicted model, not a curated record. The transcript is spliced from 8 exons. The coding region runs from base 90 to 1022 and encodes 310 amino acids. Lineage: Eukaryota; Metazoa; Arthropoda; Malacostraca; Amphipoda; Hyalellidae. Gene Ontology annotation, cellular component: endoplasmic reticulum.